GACGUCUCCGCCAAUGCCUGUAACCGCCAGAAAUUUAAACUUUGGGCGAGUCAGUAGAUGAGAGACAGCGAGCUGAGUGAAACUGUAUAGUUACUGCAACGGUUUUGAAUUUGGACGUUGAAGAUGAUUCGAGAAGAAGAGUGUAAAAUGUACCAUUUAGAAAAUCGUCUGAAGACGUAUUCGGGCUGGCCAUUCACUGAGGGCUGCGUGUGCACUCCCGAAAAUAUGGCCAAAGCAGGAUUCAUCCACUGCCCCACUGAAAACAGCCCCGAUGUGGCUCAGUGCUUCUUCUGCUACAAAGAGCUGGAAGGCUGGGAGCCUGAUGAUGUCCCUGAGCAGGAGCACCAGCGUCAUUCUCCAGCGUGUCAUUUCAUUGCUCUGAAGAAGCCGGUUGAAGAGCUGACCUUGGAGGAGCUCAUGAAGCUGCAGAAAGAGAGGCAGAAGUUUCUGAUUAAAAAGACAACCAAUCAAGCUAUAGAUAAAUUUGAGCUUGCUGCAAGAUCACGAAGGCAAGAGUUGGAGAAAAUGACAACUGAAACAAGCUGAUUUUUAUAGCUUUGUAUAAAUUCUCUUUUUUUGAUGUCUUCAUCUGUGAUUUCCAUUUCAACUGCAUAUUUUUGUGUGUGUGUUAUUUUUUCUCUUUCUAAAUAGCCCAACCAAGAAACUUCUGUUUAAUUUUUUUCACUAUUGUAAGGAAAAGGGGAGGACUAUUACCAAAACUAAUAUUUCAUAAUAAAACCUCAAUCUCUUUAAA
Messenger RNA from Acipenser ruthenus (sterlet), 754 nucleotides. It is a transcript of the gene birc5a, whose product is annotated as baculoviral IAP repeat containing 5a. The transcript is spliced from 4 exons. The coding region runs from base 124 to 546 and encodes 140 amino acids. The record is from RefSeq and is a predicted model, not a curated record. NCBI's taxonomy places the organism in Eukaryota, Metazoa, Chordata, Actinopteri, Acipenseriformes, Acipenseridae.